AUGACACGAGACGCCGGAGUCGCGGCUCUGGGAGGCAACAAGGUCACCUACCUCGACACACACCGAAGACUGGGCGGCGGGGUUGAGGGCGCCCAGCUAGUCGUCAAUGGAUCUGUUGUAAAGAGAGAGAAUAACAUAACAGCAGUUGAAGACGAUUUCCUGUUUAAGGAACCCGGGCGACCGGUGUACACAACUCAUCUUACGUACUUCAAUAUGCCGGAUUCCAGUCUAUGA
Striga hermonthica is the source of this 234-nucleotide messenger RNA. Lineage: Eukaryota; Viridiplantae; Streptophyta; Magnoliopsida; Lamiales; Orobanchaceae. The record is from the annotation of a GenBank genome assembly.